CAGAGAACAGUGGGUGUAAAUGAGUAACUGAUGUUGUAGUGGAAUGUAUAUCUUUCUGUUGAUCAUUUUCUGUUUUCUCAAGCAUUGUGUAGUAUGUCUGUUGUCUUUGUUGUUUAAGAGGAGGUGAAGAAGCAGAACAACUCAAAACCAUGACACUGUUCCUUCAGGAAGAGCAGUUCAAGUUGACAGAAACCUUUUCAGUUACGCAAAUCAAGGUCUGCCAGUCAUGAAACGAAUUCUUCUGUUUUUUAUCCUGGCUGCUGCUGUUAUGUAUGGUAUACUGCAUGGAAAUCUGUGGAGAAAUAACCUCUACUGGAUUAGCUUUUAUGGACAGACUUCCUCUGUGAGGGCUCCUCAUUCCUAUGAGACUAGUGGAGUUACCCAGCUGCCGCCUACAGCUGUGGAGAGAAGGAAUGUGCUGGACGCUUGUCUCCUGAAACCAGCAUUUGAAUCUUUACUGGGUGUUGACAAAAUAUACCCGUUCCUGUGCACUAAUGAUUUUAUCAGAGUGGCAGAGUUCCACGGGAGCGAUAAGUUUGAACUACCUUAUGGAAUAAAGAAAGCAGAGCAAUUUUUUCAUUUAGCCCUUUCAAGACUGCAGAACUGUGGACUUUAUAAUGAAGAUGACAGCAUUGCCUGUCGACGGUGUGUUGUGGUCGGUAAUGGAGGAGUACUUCGAAAUAAGACUUUAGGGGAGAAAAUUGACUCAUAUGAUGUGAUAAUAAGAAUGAAUAAUGGCCCCGUUAUAGGGUACGAAGAGGAUGUUGGGAGGAGGACGACUUUCCGACUUUCUUACCCAGAAUCCAUCUUCUCAGAUCCGAUCCACUAUGACCCUAAUACGACUGUUGUUCUCAUCGUCUUCAAACCACGUGACUUGAAGUGGCUUUGGGAGAUACUAGGUGGUCAGAAAAUAAGUGCUAAAGGCUUUUGGAAGAAACCGGCUCUGAACAUGAUAUACAAAUCUAGUCAAAUCAGGAUUCUUGAUCCCAGCAUCACCAGAAAAACAGCUUAUGAAUGGCUUCGUUUCCCAACAAGGUUUCCCAAAAAGGAGAAACCCAAGCAUCCAACCACGGGGCUAAUUGCCAUUACACUAGCAUUUCACAUAUGCCAUGAAGUUCACCUGGCAGGCUUCAAGUACGACUUCACUGACAGAAAUGGUUCUUUGCACUACUACGGCAACGACACAAUGUCUCAAAUGAUGAAGAACGAAUACCACAACAUCAACGCUGAGCAGAAAUUUUUGAAGAAGCUUAUAGACAAGAACUUUGUGGUCAAUUUGACGUGAAAGCUGAAUGGAAAAUACGAAGAACAAUCACUAUUUUUAAGAUUUGAAAAAUUUUUAUUUUUUGUAUGACAUUUUUAUUUUUUAAGUGCAGCAUAACUGUUUACUGUUUAAAAGGAGCACAGAAACCUCACCAAGGCAGAAGCUUCUUCUAAGCCUGAGGGUAAUGGACUUUUGCAAACAGAGUUAACUGAAUUUCUGUGAAGCUAUUUAAUAAUGGGAAAACCAUGAAACUUUCAGCUGAAAGUAUCAGGGAUACAUAAAAAUGUGAUGCACAUCACUUAUUUAUCAGCAAGAACUCUUUCCAAAUGAUUACUUCUCUGGAAUACUUUUGUUUCUGAUGUUGUCCUCCGAAAGGGUUACACUGUCAAGAAACUGAGAUGACCGCUGUUUAAUUAGUAGAUGGAUGUAAAGUCUUGAAUGUCUGUCUUGUAGUAUGAAAAUGGCUUUAAAACAGUGCCUAAAAAUCAUUACUGUGUGUUUGGGAGGAGGGGGAACAUACAGAACGUACAGGUUUUGGUCUGCCCUACUCCUGGGGAGGGGACGUCCAUCUUCAGCAAAGAAGCCACAGCUUCUGCACUGGCCAUCGACUCUGAGCUGCUGUCUGCCUUUGCUGAAGGUGAAGACCCUUCGGUCCGAUUUCUGGAGAUGCUGGUAUUGACAGUGCUCAUGUUGUACCCGCUUUAUGGAAAACCAUACUCUCCGUGCUGUGCGUCCAAUAAAUUGUACAGUGGGU
This is a messenger RNA of Pygoscelis adeliae (Adelie penguin), 2018 nucleotides long. RefSeq names its product ST3 beta-galactoside alpha-2,3-sialyltransferase 6 (gene ST3GAL6). Bases 227 to 1285 code for a protein of 352 amino acids. Gene Ontology annotation, molecular function: beta-galactoside alpha-2,3-sialyltransferase activity. NCBI's taxonomy places the organism in Eukaryota, Metazoa, Chordata, Aves, Sphenisciformes, Spheniscidae. The record is from RefSeq and is a predicted model, not a curated record. The transcript is spliced from 11 exons. Gene Ontology annotation, biological process: glycolipid biosynthetic process.